UUCGUCUUCGUCCUCGCCCUCUUCACCACUUCCGCCUCCAUUCCCUUCUUUAUAUCUUUAUAUUCUCCUCUCAUAUAAACCAUGCUGAAGACACUCUCCCGCCGACUCUCGUCCUCGGCCGCCAAACCCCAGCAGCUCGCCCAGCGCCUCAUCUCCUCGUUCGAACUCCCCGAGCAAACCGGCGCCCCUCUUUCCGUCGCAAAGCUCGCCAUCGAAAAGACGACGACACCAAAGGAGAAGCUCGCGCCCGAGAAAUUGGUCUUUGGCCAUACCUUCACCGACCAUAUGCUGCAGGUCCCCUGGAGCGCGUCCGAGGGAUGGCUUGAGCCUAAGAUUGUGCCGUACCAGAAUCUCUCGCUCGACCCUGCCACCUGUGUCUUUCACUACGCUUUCGAGUGCUUCGAGGGCAUGAAGGCUUAUCGAGACAACCAUGGCAAGAUCCGCAUGUUUCGACCGGACAAGAACAUGGAGCGCAUGAAGAAGACCGCGGCCCGCAUCUGUCUGCCGACUUUUGACAGCGACGAGCUCACAAAGCUGAUUGCCAAGCUCGUCGAGCUCGACUCGGAGUGGAUCCCCUCCAACCGCGGCUACUCGCUCUACCUGCGCCCGACGAUGAUUGGCACGCAGGCCUCGCUCGGCGUCAACCCACCCUCGUCGGCGCUGCUGUACGUGAUCAUGUCCCCCGUCGGUCCUUACUACCCCACCGGCUUCAAGGCCGUCAGGCUCGAGGCGACCGACUACGCCAUCCGCGCCUGGCCCGGCGGUGUCGGAGAUAAGAAGCUCGGCGCCAACUACGCGCCCGGAAUCCUGCCGCAGCGCAUGGCUGCCUCGCGCGGGUUCCAGCAGAACCUCUGGUUGUUUGGCGAGGAGGGAUACGUGACCGAGGUCGGCACUAUGAAUGCCUUCUUUGUGUUUAAGAACGGCGACAAGAAGGAGCUCGUGACUGCGCCUAUCGACGGCACUAUUCUCGAGGGCGUGACGCGCGACUCUAUCCUCGCGCUCGCGCGGGAGCGCUUCGAUCCUGCCGAGUGGGACAUUUCCGAGCGCAAGUUUACGAUGAAGGAGGUUGCCGAUCGGGCCAAGGCUGGUACGCUGCUGGAGGCGUUCGGAUCAGGCACUGCGGCGGUCGUGUCGCCGAUCAAGGAGAUCAACUGGCAUGGCGAGGCGGUCAAUGUGCCGUUGCAGGAGGGGAAGGAGUCUGGGGUUGUUGCGGAGACGAUGGCGAACUGGAUCGCGGAGAUUCAGUAUGGUGAGAAGGAGCACCCGUGGAGUUACGUUAUCGAGUGAGCUCCUCCACAUUUGAGAUGUAAUCUUCUUCUUCUUCUUUUUGUCUAUGCAUUGCUUUAGAUUUUGGCGCAUUUCAGUUAUAUAAAAUGUACAGCAGAGCUGUGUGCGUCCAGUAAUACAUAAUAAACGAUAAUAUACAAUAACGAGAAAAAUAGUGGUUAAGAAUAUGUACUAAACAAGCAAUCCAGGGUUAGG
Messenger RNA from Myxozyma melibiosi, 1482 nucleotides. RefSeq names its product aminotransferase. The transcript is spliced from 2 exons. NCBI's taxonomy places the organism in Eukaryota, Fungi, Ascomycota, Lipomycetes, Lipomycetales, Lipomycetaceae. Bases 82 to 1287 code for a protein of 401 amino acids. Gene Ontology annotation, molecular function: branched-chain-amino-acid:2-oxoglutarate transaminase activity. The record is from RefSeq and is a predicted model, not a curated record. Gene Ontology annotation, cellular component: mitochondrion. Gene Ontology annotation, biological process: L-leucine biosynthetic process; L-valine biosynthetic process.